GAAAAAAUGAAACGAAUUCCGUCGCUUCCACUUCUUCAAGCACGUUAUUCCCCUCGCUUCAUUCCUCUUCAGUCGGGAUUUCUCCACCAUGUCUACUUCCACUCUAUCCCCUGCAACCUAUUAUCAGUUUUGCUCUAGUAAGAGUGGGAUGUUCUCUCCCUCGCAAGCUCUUAUGGUGAAACCCACAAAGACCCACUUGCUAGGGAAAGAAAAGAUGGUGAGGAUAACUUGCCAGGCAACGAGCGUUCCGGCCGAUGAUCGCGUGCCUGACAUGGGUAAGAGGCAGCUCAUGAAUUUGCUUCUCUUGGGUGCCAUUUCACUCCCCACCGCCGGAAUGUUGGUCCCAUAUGCCUCCUUCUUUGCCCCACCUGGAUCAGGAGGUGCUGGUGGUGGUACAGUAGCAAAGGAUGCUCUUGGUAAUGAUGUCAAAGCCUCCGAAUGGCUCAAGACUCAUGGUCCUGGUGACAGAACCCUUGUACAGGGGCUCAAGGGAGAUCCCACAUACCUUGUUGUGGAGAAUGACAAAACUCUUGCAACGUUUGGUAUUAAUGCUGUCUGCACCCACCUUGGGUGUGUGGUGCCAUGGAAUGCUGCAGAGAACAAGUUCAUUUGUCCUUGUCAUGGCUCCCAGUACAACAACCAAGGCAGGGUCGUUAGAGGACCUGCACCUCUGUCCUUGGCAUUGGCACAUGCAGACGUUGAUGAUGGGAAUGUAGUUCUUGUUCCAUGGGUUGAAACGGAUUUCAGAACAGGUGAAGCUCCAUGGUGGGCUUAAACCCUAUCUUAAUAUCAUUAUUCCUCCAUAUAUAUUCAAGUAGAACUGUGUCAAUCUGUUUCAUCCAGUUCAUGCACAGCCUGUAUUAGAAAGAAUCUUUUGUAAAAUCAAGUUUAUACAAGCUGUAAUGAGCUCCCAAAUUGAAUUUGGCAUGAUUAAUCUUCAACAAUUGAUGCUUUUAAGCACCCAUAAUUUAACAAUGGAUAUUGUGCUGCGCCGAAGAUAAUGAAAUGGUGAAACCGGAUUCAUGUAGGUGAUCCCAUAUGAUUAAGACAAAGCUUAGAUGAUUAUGAUGGUAAAUUAUACUUUUACCGUUCA
Nelumbo nucifera (sacred lotus) is the source of this 1093-nucleotide messenger RNA. RefSeq names its product photosynthetic electron transfer C (gene PETC). NCBI's taxonomy places the organism in Eukaryota, Viridiplantae, Streptophyta, Magnoliopsida, Proteales, Nelumbonaceae. The record is from RefSeq and is a predicted model, not a curated record. Gene Ontology annotation, cellular component: membrane. Gene Ontology annotation, molecular function: 2 iron, 2 sulfur cluster binding.